UCAUGCAUUUGUUUCUAGGGAGUGAAGUCAGACAAUACCAAAACACAGAUGACGCUUGAUAGACAACCACAAAUCAAUGAAUGUCUGCCUGAUGACUGUGCAUUCAUGGUACUGCAUUGAGUAUUGAACACUAACCUGAGGAGAAAGUGAGGGAUCAACAAACCUUCAUCAUGCAACAGAAAGUAUUGGCAGGCCUGGAAAUGAAUUCAACUGACUGUCCUCCCAUUGAUGAAUACAUAAAAAGUUAUUAUCUGCCAGUGAUGUAUGGCAUCAUUUCUGUAGUUGGAUUUGUGGGAAACUUCCUGGCAGUCAUCAUUUACCUGGCAAAGCUCCGACCAUGGAAGAGCAGCAGCAUUAUAAUGGUGAACUUGGCAGUAGCUGAUCUGCUGUAUGCUUUGAGUUUACCUAUGCUGGUCCAAUUUUACAUUACCAGAAACUGGACUUUGGGGGAGUUCAUGUGUCGUUUCAUUCGCUUCUGCUUCUACUACAACCUCUACGGCAGCAUCCUCUUCCUCACCUGCCUCAGCAUCUUCCGUUACGUCGCAGUGGUGCAUCCGCUGAAGGCUGCUGAGAUCCGGAGGAAAAGAUGGGGCAUCUUGGCUUGUCUGACCGUCUGGGCCAUUUCGCUAGUGGAGAUCGCCCCAAUGCUGGGGAUGAUUACUAUACUGCAAAAGGACAACAUGACACAAUGCGUUGACUUCGCCAGUAAUGAUCCACUGGUGGUGUGGUGGUACGGUUGGAUACUCACCGUGUUUGGAUAUAUAUUGCCAUUGCUGGUGGUGUGCUGGAGCUACACUCGCAUUGCAGGUGCUCUGGGGAGCAGCAUAUCCAGAAACAGGCCGAGUCGUUCUCGAGUUCGCAUGCUUUCCAUUUUGACUCUAGUGGUGUUUGUGGUGUGCUUCUUGCCAUUUCAUAUCAUGCGUGUACUGAGAGUGGAUAGCCUGCGCGGCGCUGGUGUGCCGUGCAUGCAGAGGAGAGGCAUCCAUGCAGCCUACAUCUUAUCACGACCCCUGGCGGGCCUCAACACCUUCUUCAACCUAGCGCUUUAUACACUGGCUGGAGACAAGUUUCAACAGGCUUUCUGGAGCUUUGUGCACAGGAGGGAACGUACGAGCAGCACCAUAUCUGUGAUCCACACACCAAACAAUACGUCAAAGACAGACCUCUUGAGGAUCUGAUACAUUGUGUGAAUAUAUGUUUGUGUGUGUUUGUAUAUACAUAUAUAUAUAUAUAUAUAUAUAUAUAUAUACACACACACACACACACACACACACACUACAUUUCAAAAGUUUGGGAUCAGUGAUAUUUUUUUAAUGUUUUUGUACCAAAAGUAGUCUCUUAUGUUCAACAAGGUGCCAUUUAUUUGAUUAAAAAAAAAAAAAAAAAACCCAGUAAAAAAUAAUGUGUAAUAUUAUCACAAUCUAAAAUAUAUUUUAAAAUGUAAUGUGUUCCUGUGAUGGUAAAGCUGUAUUUUCCAUUACGUCCAGUGUCACAUGUUCCUUCAGAAAUCAUUCUAAUAUGCUGAUUUGAUUAAGAUACCUUUCUUAUGCUGCUUAAUAUUUUUUGUUAAAAUUAUACAUUUUUUCAAGAUUCUUUAAAAAACAGACAGUUCAAAACAAUAUUUAUUUUAAAA
Ctenopharyngodon idella (grass carp) is the source of this 1633-nucleotide messenger RNA. RefSeq names its product 2-oxoglutarate receptor 1. The transcript has 2 exons. Gene Ontology annotation, molecular function: G protein-coupled receptor activity. Gene Ontology annotation, cellular component: plasma membrane. NCBI's taxonomy places the organism in Eukaryota, Metazoa, Chordata, Actinopteri, Cypriniformes, Xenocyprididae. Gene Ontology annotation, biological process: G protein-coupled receptor signaling pathway. Bases 171 to 1178 code for a protein of 335 amino acids. The record is from RefSeq and is a predicted model, not a curated record.